Molecule: messenger RNA, 2249 nt
Organism: Labeo rohita (rohu)
Lineage: Eukaryota; Metazoa; Chordata; Actinopteri; Cypriniformes; Cyprinidae
Gene: pla2g7
Product: phospholipase A2, group VII (platelet-activating factor acetylhydrolase, plasma)
Exons: 11
Coding region: 202-1539 (445 amino acids)
Molecular function (GO): 1-alkyl-2-acetylglycerophosphocholine esterase activity
Source: RefSeq, a predicted model, not a curated record
ACACAGCAGACAUGAGAAUUCAAUACGAAUCGUUCUUUGGACGAGUCAUUCACUUAAUAGAUCUGUUCACGAACACUUUGAGAAACAAAUCAAAACAUUUUCCACACUAAUCUAAAUUCAGCAGGAUCACAUGUGUCGAGUCGCGGUCAGGAUGAGGCUCCGCCUGCUAAGUUGAGACUCUAUGCAGCCCUGCUAACGUUGAUGUAUUUUGUCGGCAGACUAACGUUAGUUCAGCUGACUCUGGUCAAGAAGAUAUAUGAAUGGUCAAAGUCAACGUCGGGUUUGAAGUUUGUUCCUAGGUGGAAGUGGUUGGCUAUUUUCGCAAUGGGUAAUUCAGGCGGGCACAACAACACUCUGAGUAUCCCACCAGGAAAAGGACCCCACGAAGUGGGAUGCACAGACUUGAUGGUGGGCCACACAGUACAGGGUACGUUCUUGAGACUCUACUAUCCGUGCCAAGCAUCCGAGAAUCCUCAUCUGCCAGACUGGGUCCCGUGCAGGGAGUAUUUCAAUGGCCUCGCAGACUUUAUGAAGAUGAACAGAGCGCUAAGUGAAAGAAUUUUCAACUACCUCUUUGGGUCUUGUAAAAUCCCAGCAGCCUGGAAUGCGUCGUUUAAACCAGAUGGCAAAUAUCCUGUUAUUAUUUUCUCUCAUGGACUUGGAGCUUUCAGGACGUUGUAUUCGGCCAUAUGUGUUGAAUUAGCCUCACAGGGCUUCAUUGUUGCAGCCGUGGAGCACAGGGAUGAAUCUGGCUCUGCAACUUUUUACUUCAAAGAAAACACUGAGCCAGGAACAAAAAAGCAUCCAUCAUGUGACAUAGCCAAACCUGUGUCUGAUAAUCUGGAGGAGGUUUGGAUGUACUACAGGCCGUUAAAACCAGGCGAGAACGAGUUUCCUCUAAGAAAUAAGCAAGUAAAGCAAAGAGCAGAUGAAUGCAUCAGAGCCUUGGAUCUUCUCUUUGACAUCAAUUCAGGAAAGUCUGUGGAGAACGUCUUACAGUGUGACUUUGAUUUGUCAACGAUGGAGAACUCCAUGGACUUGUGUAGAAUAGCAAUUAUGGGACAUUCCUUCGGAGGCGCGACGGUGAUCGAAAGUUUGUGCAAAGAUGUCAAAUUCAAGUGUGGUGUGGCACUUGACACCUGGAUGUUUCCUCUGGACGAGGAGAUCUUCCCAGGAGUGAAGCAGCCAAUCUUUUUUAUUAACUCUGAAAAAUUCCAGUGGAUUGGGAAUAUCAUCCGCAUGAAGAAGCUGGAUUCUGCCAUCUUUCCUAGAAAAAUGAUAACCAUCAAAGGGACAGUCCAUCAGAGCUUCCCAGAUUUUACGUUUCUUACUGGGAACUGGAUUGGAAGGCUCAUGAAGCUAAAAGGAGAUAUCGAUCCACACAUAGCCUUGGAUCUUUCCAACAAAGCAACUUUGGCUUUUCUUCAACGCCACUUAAAUAUGGACAGAGACUUCAAUCAAUGGGAUCCUUUAAUUGAUGGAAAAGAUGACAACUUGAUUGCAGGAACCAAUAUUGUUAUACCACAAUCAUCUAUUUAAUCGAGUAACAUGAAAUGUGCAUCAGCACAAUGAUUUUGUAUUCUUGACAAUACAUGUAACAAAUAGAGCCCAGAAGGUUACGUUUAAGAAAGGGCCAGUCUAUUAUGAUGCAACAUCUGUUUUUGAUAAAAAGAGACUAAAUUUGACUGCUGUGUAUGAAUACGAUUGAAUUUGCACUGAUUAGAUGGUGAUCUGAUGUAAAUUACAUUUUUUUUUUUAAGGCAAAACUACACACUCUCUACAGAAUGAUUUAUGAACGGUACCAGCCACAUUUUUGCAGAACAGACAGUGCAAUAGACUUUAACAUUUAACACUUCACCGUCCUUUGUGCCUUAAUGUUUUUAGUUACAUAGUGUUUUUAUAUCAAUGCAAUGUUUUCAAUGAAUUCUGUGACAUGUUUAAAGUGGAUAGUUAGCAGACAACCAUUUUAAAAUAUGAAAUGCUAUACUGUGAAGCAUAUUCAUCAUAGCCUUGUUUUACCCUAACAAUUUUAACACAUGGAAAGUAGAAAAUCAUGUUUUAUCUAAAUCUGUAACUAAAACCUGUGAUUUCCUGAUUUGUAAGGCAACAAUCAGUUUUUAACACUACUGGUUUCCAAGUAAAAAAAAAUAAAAUUAAUGUAGGAUUUCGAAUCUAUUGUUUGUAUUAAGCCACAAAAAUGGAGUUCUUUAUAUGUACAUGGGACUUUGUUUAUUAAACAGAUAAUCUCA